This is a messenger RNA of Pungitius pungitius (ninespine stickleback), 940 nucleotides long. Its product is annotated as serine/threonine-protein kinase pim-3-like. Bases 1 to 930 code for a protein of 309 amino acids. The transcript has 8 exons. NCBI's taxonomy places the organism in Eukaryota, Metazoa, Chordata, Actinopteri, Perciformes, Gasterosteidae. Gene Ontology annotation, biological process: protein autophosphorylation; negative regulation of apoptotic process; regulation of mitotic cell cycle. Gene Ontology annotation, cellular component: cytoplasm. The record is from RefSeq and is a predicted model, not a curated record. Gene Ontology annotation, molecular function: ATP binding; protein serine/threonine kinase activity.
AUGGGCUCUGGAAGCUGCAACACCACUGUGGAGGUUGUUGGGCAGAGAGGCAACAAGAGGAAGGUCGCCGAUGCUGAGGAUGGACCGAGUAGCAAGAGGAGACUGGUUACCGAGGACGUUGAGGAGGAGCCCACCAAACAACAAGAGUUUGAAGCCAAAUAUAAGGAACUGGAUAACAUUGGUCAAGGAGGAUAUGGAUCCGUGUUUGCUGGCUACCGCAGAGCCGACAACCUCCCGGUUGCCAUUAAACACAUCCCAAUUGACAAAGUCUGGUUCACACAUGAGGACAACGGAAACAUAAUCUCCAUAGAGGUCGCCAUCAUGUUGAAGCUGGCGGCCGAGUCAGAGAGGACAUGGCCAUCCCUGCUGGACUGGUAUCGGUUGGAGAGGGAGCUGGUGCUGGUGAUGGAGAGGCCGAUCCACGCUAAGAGUUUCUGGAGAUACCUCAGAGCGGAAGGACUCUCCAUGACGGAAGAAGAAGUCAAGAUCAUACUGAGGCAGCUGGUCGAUGUGGCACUCAAACUAAAGCGCAAGGACAUUUUCCACCGCGACAUAAAGACGGAGAACAUUCUGAUUGAGACAUCCUCUAAAGUCCCGCGACUUCUCCUCAUCGACUAUGGUGUGAGCUGUUACGACGAUUGGAACCGGAGAUACUUGGAGUUUUACGGUAGUGUGACCCCCCCAGAGAUUUAUGGUGAAUGUGGGUACACAGCAGAACCCACCACAGUGUUUCAGAUCGGAGCGGUGCUGUUUGAUGCCCUCCACGAGGAAAAGAAAGUGUUCGACACGCUCAAGUUCUAUAUGGGUGGUCAGUCUCUCCCCAAAGAGAUGUCUACAGACUGCUACGACUUCCUCCAGAUGUGUCUAAGAAAGUAUCCCGCCACCCGUCCAACACUGGAGCAGCUCAGAAAUCACCAGUGGCUCAGAUAAUCGGAUGAGA